Penicillium bovifimosum is the source of this 5136-nucleotide messenger RNA. RefSeq lists its product as uncharacterized. NCBI's taxonomy places the organism in Eukaryota, Fungi, Ascomycota, Eurotiomycetes, Eurotiales, Aspergillaceae. The transcript has 4 exons. The record is from RefSeq and is a predicted model, not a curated record. Bases 1 to 5136 code for a protein of 1711 amino acids.
AUGUCCUCUCAGUUCUUGCAGACCGAGAUCGCCAAUUUGAUCCAUGAGUCUCGAAGGAAAAACUCCGAAUUGCGAAAUGCCGCCGAACAAUCGCUGAAUGAGCUCAAAGCACUACCUUCAACUUCAGAGGCCCAGAUAGCUGCAGACCUGGUUCGCAAGCCGAAUUUCGUUGAGCCAUUCAUCAUUGCAUGUCAUACUCGGCAUGCGAAGCUCGCAGGUAUCGGUGUCAUCUGCUUACAGAGACUAAUUGCAUCUCGGUCACUGCCAUCAAGUCGCCUGAAAGAUGUCCUCAGGGGCCUGAAGGAGACGACGAGCUUAAGCCUCGAUAUCCAACUGAAAAUUCUACAGUCUCUGCCUUCGCUCUUGCAGUUCUAUUCCAAUGAAUUGACCGGAGAGCUGCUUGCGGACGCAUUGGAAAUAUGUGCCACGUUACAGGCAAGCAAAAUGAUCGCAGUCUCUAGCACUGCUGCGGCUACCCUUCAGCAGUUGGUAGUAUCUACAUUCGAGCGAGUCUCGAGUGAAGACAAACUUUCUGACGACUCGAAACCUACCACAAAGAUCACAGUUGAUGGCCGGUCACUCGAUAUCGGCUACUUUGCUUACGAUGCACUGCAGCUAUUAGAUGACCUUUGUCGUCUAAUUGAUGGCGAGCAACUGCAAUUUUUGCGAACACGAACUCUAUCCCCGACUUUCGUUCUCGAACUCAUUGAAAGUGUUCUUCUGAAUAGUGGCCGGCUUUUUGUUGGGCACCCCGAACUCUCUCAAGUGCUGCGUGUUCGGCUACUGCCACUAACUGUCCGUUGUUUAUCUGAGAGGUAUUCAUUCGCGCAGACUGUCCGAGUCGCGCGAAUACUUCUGCUUCUUCUGAAGCGGUACAUGUCUCUUUUGACUGCAGAAUGCGAGAUGGCACUGAGCUUGAUAACUCAUCUCGUUGAACCGGAUGGGACAGCGCCUUGGAAGAGACUAAUUUGCAUGGAGGUUUUCAAAGGCCUCUACUCAGAACCGGGGGUCGUACGGCUGAUCUACACUUUGUAUGAUGGUGAGGAUGGGAGAAAGAACAUUCUUCGGGACCAUAUGGCUGCGCUUGUUCGACUAGCUUCAGAAAAGCCGGCUUUGAUUGGUGUCAGCAACCAGUCAACAGUGCCUUCACGGGCUGAUCACACAAGAUCGACAACAGAGGACCAGAUAACGCUCGAAACUGGUGGCGUUGCUGGUGUCAUUGGAUCAACUGUCCCUCCGAGUGAAUUGAGCGUUCCUGGAAUCAGCACACAGUGGAGUGUGGUUCGCACGCCAUAUAUCGAGCUUCUGGACAAGGCAGAUCCACCCAUACCGCCCGAGACUUACAUUUAUAGCUUAGUUCUCAACUGCAUCAGCAGUUUUGCAGAAGGUCUUGCGAAAUUCAUUCUCCCAUUGACGGUACCGGACCUAAAGCAAAGGCGCAAAAAUCGACUCAUGAACUCAGCCCAAGGACCCGAUUCCGCCAGAUCCUCUCAAGAUUUUACAGCAGAGCCUGUCCGAGUACAAUCAAGUUCGCCAACGAAGAAGGCACAUGUUCCCAUCAACCCUUUGGACCUACAGUCUCAUGUCCAAUACUCCGCCAUCAAGGCUUGUGCGGGCAUAAUCGAGGACUGUUGGCCCGCUGUCCUUGCAGCAUGCUCCACCUUUCUGCGGGCUUCUAUGGAUGAUGAGUAUUACCAUAAUCUCGUUCGAGCAUUCCAGAAGUUGGCCCACGUUGCGGGUCUUCUAAGAUUGUCUGUGCCCCGAGAUGCUUUCUUGACAACUCUGGGAAAGGCCGCCACCCCUGCGAGCGCAGGUGGUUCCAAGGCACAAAAUGCAUCUACUACUGGCACACAGCAAAGUGAUAUACUUCAAAAGAAGCGGAAGAGUGCGGAUCUGUCAAAUCCGAACUCCUUAUCAUUGGAUUCUGCUGGAAAUGCCGCGGAUGGCUCCCCUGUGUCUUUAAGUACAAGGAAUCUACUUUGUAUGCGGGCCUUACUCAACCUCGGAAUCGCCCUGGGGCCGAUAUUGGAUCAGCCGGCCUGGUCUAUCAUUUUUGAGACGCUCCAAUACACUGGAGUCGUGGUUGGCAUGUCCUCAAGCGCAAUGGUCAAAUCCGCUAGUGGGACUGGAGACGCUCCGACCACCCCUGGAAACGAUGUGCCGACUGCUAAUCUUGGCACUGAGGUUAUUGCAGUCCAAGCGGCUUCUAGCAAGAUGCUGGAAAGCACCAGCGAUUUUCCAAGUGCGUCUUUUGAGGAACUUCUAUUUGCCUUGUUGAAUCUGUCGACGUUUACGGAGCAGCGUCGAGGCCAGGAAGAGACCCAAGAAGUAUCGGAGAUGCCCCAAUCGCCGCAGCCCUCCCGAGCACCUGGACGUUUGCAUCAAGGGUCCCGGCGUGUUUCACACACCGUUGGAAAAUCACGCAUGCAAGACGAGGAACUCAAGUUCGUAUUGGAGAAAGGCAACGAACUAGCCAAGGCAAACCUAGGGAGAUUGUCUUCACUUGAAGAUGAUGACAGCAAAGCGUGGGGAUUGUUGACCCAGAGUCUCAUUUCGGCUUCCGCCAACACCACCGUCAGCCCAAACCUUCGCCUGCAGGCAAGCGCAACUUUGAACUCACUGGUGUUUUCAACUAUGAGACAACGAGAAGAAGACGACGAGCACAUCUAUAAUCAAGUGCAGAUGAGGAAUCUUGAGACGCUGAAAGCCCAAGUAGCCCCGCUUUAUGCAUCGGAUAUGCAUGCAUCCAAGUCUUUGCCGAUCACCGUGAUCGAGAUCCACGAACAGAGCUUGGAAGUCCUAAGAAACAUCUUAGAGCAGUAUGCAGAGACCUUCGUGGAUGGAUGGCACCUGGUCUUCGAUUUGAUCUCGGGUGUUUUCCAACCUAUCUCAGACGCCGGGAAUGGCGAUCGAUCUUCUACUCUGGCGGAGCGCAGGACAUCGGCUCUUCCGGCCGGGCCCCGACUAGUACGUGCCGCUUACAAGUCUCUGCAUCUCGUAGCCUCGGACUUCCUUUCUCUGCUACCAGCAUCCUGUCUCUGGAGCUUAGUGAAUGCUUUCUCUAGCUUUGCGUCGCAAUCCCAGGAUUUCAACAUCUCUCUCACCACCACCUCAUUUUUCUGGAAUGUUUCCGACUUCCUCCAGGGCCAGAUCGAGCAAAUCUCCAUUGACCAUGUUGAUGCAUCGGUUUCCGAAGAACAAUUGGCGAACCUGGCUCGCGAUGAAGACCCAUCAGUGUCUCGAAACUCCUUAUGGCUGUUGCUCUUGCUUCGCAUCGUUUAUAUCACCACAGAUAGUCGACCCGAGAUCCGGAAUAGCGCAGUGCACACGCUUCUGCGUAUCUUCGAUGCCUACGGGCAACAGCUCUCUCCCAAGGCGUGGCGUUUGUGUCUGAAUAUGGUUCUCUUCAAGAUGAUUGAAGGAAUAGAAGCCACUCUUCAAGCCAAGAGCAACCAGAGCGAUUCAAAGCCAGAUGACCUCAAGGCGUGGGUAGAGACGACAGUGGUCAUGGUUAAUGGUCUAUCGAAUCUGGUCACGAAUUUCUUCGAAACCCUUGUCCGUGAUGAAGAGUUCGAUCAGUCCUGGAAGCGACUUUUGAAGUACUUGCAAGGUCUUGUGGACUUACAUGUUCUGGGCCUCAGUGAAGCAACAUUUUCUAGCCUGUCAGCAAUUCUCCUCCGGGUGCAAAAUCCCGGUGAGCUCAGCAACGAUGCCCUUGAAUGUGCAUGGUUACUUUGGAGAAAUGGGCACCCUGCCGACGACGAAGAUAUGCUUGACUUGGAUCAAUCUAAUCAGGAGGCUGCUUUAGCCUAUCUGUCUACAUUCCAACAGGUGUAUCGUCUUUACAAAGGCCAAUUGACCACAGAACACAUUGAAAUGGUACUUCAACAUUUCAGGUCGCUUGUAUGGAACUCGGUCUCCCCGCGGUACUCCCCAGACGUCGAUCGACCCUCAGCCGUGCAAGCCUCGGUCAUCGACUGUCUCAAUUCACUUUGCCUGGAAAAAGAGGACUCGCAGCCAGCCAUUCUCCUGUGUCUUGCCGAACUAUCCGAUUCAGCACUAACAAAAUGGAGCCCGGGCAGCGACACCCGAAGACCAACAUUCGUGGCAUUUUCAAAGAGCACCAUCGAUCUCAUCAGCUGGUACAUCUCCGAAUUCGGCAUCAAGCAAGACGUCUUCACAAACGGCGCCCUCGCAACCACCCUCAAACACCUCAGCGCCCCAAUCGCCCAGAAAUACACCUGGCAAGGCAAAGACCGCCCACCAUUCCUCUGGCAAAAAGCCACAACAGCAUCCCUAAACGUCCUCCAAGUCUCAGUCCCCUACGUGGAACAACAAUACACCAGCAAAAACUCCCCCGAAACCUCUGACUUCUGGCACCGCAUCGUCGAAACAACCAACGGAAUCGUCUCCGCCAAUGGCUCAAAGGCCCAACACCCCGCCGAAGAAACCUUCGACAUAGAAGCCUUCACCCGUCUAAAAACCCUCAUCCUCCCCUCCCUCGGCGCCCCACAAAUCCCAGACCCAAUCCGCCGCGACUUCGCCCUAGCCCUCUUCCACUCCUCUUUCAUCUACACCCCCCUCCGCUUCGACCUCCCAACCACAGACCUACCAACAUCCCCGCUCCAAAACCUCCACAAAAUCCGUCCAGGCCGGACCUUUGACCCACCCCCAACCCAACGUCCAGCCAUCGCCUACGUCCUCCUCGACACGCUCUUCGAGCUAGCCGCAGCUUCUCCUGAAAAAGGAACUGUAGAGACUGCCGACGCAUCGCCGCAGACCCUCCUCGCCCGCUCAGUCGCACCUUACCUCCUCCUCCGCUGCGCGGUCUCGCUCAAGUCCUAUAUAGCGGACCAGCCGCUGCGCGGCCUGAUGCCGCAGCCUACGCCGGCCCGCAAGGACCUGCUGCAUCUUUUGAUGCGUAUGGUUGAGUUGAGGAGUGAGCCGUCGGCUAUUCCGGAGCCGGCUGAGGUGAGGACUGGGUUUGGUGGGGGUGUGAGGUAUAGGAAACAUCUUGAGUGGAUUUAUCCGUUGGUUGUAAGGGCUGUGCAGGUUGCUGGCAGGGAGAGGGAUGAUGGGAGGGUUUUGCAGGCUUUGGGGAUGGUUUUGGAGGGGAUUGGGAGGGUUGGGGAUUAG